CCGAAGGAAGUGACGUAAGCGGAAGUAAGAGACAGGUCCAUAAAAAACGAAUCUAACCCGUUCUCUGGGACUAGCGUGACGAGUAGGAGGUAAAGAUGUCGGAGCGGAAAGUUUUAAACAAAUACUACCCACCUGACUUUGACCCGUCAAAGAUCCCCAAACUCAAGCUCCCCAAGGACCGGCAGUACGUGGUGCGGUUGAUGGCCCCGUUCAACAUGAGGUGCAAGACCUGCGGAGAGUACAUCUACAAGGGGAAGAAGUUCAACGCCCGCAAGGAGACGGUGCAGAACGAGGUCUACCUGGGCCUGCCCAUCUUCCGGUUCUACAUCAAGUGCACCCGCUGCCUGGCGGAGAUCACUUUCAAGACAGACCCCGAGAACACGGACUACACCAUGGAGCACGGAGCCACCAGGAACUUCCAGGCCGAGAAGCUGCUGGAGGAGGAGGAGAAGCGAGUGCAGAAGGAGCGGGAGGAUGAGGAGCUGAACAACCCCAUGAAGGUGUUGGAGAACCGCACCAAGGACUCCAAGCUGGAGAUGGAGGUGCUGGAGAACCUGCAGGAGCUGAAGGACCUGAACCAGCGGCAGGCGCACGUGGACUUCGAGGCCAUGCUGCGGCGGCACCGCCUGUCCGAGGAGGAGCGUCGGCAGCGGCAGCAGGAGGAGGACGAGCGGGAGACGGCGGCCUUGCUGGAGGAAGCUCGGAGGCGGAGGCUGCUGGAGGACUCUGACUCGGAGGACGAGGCUACGCCCACCGCGCCCCGGCCCGCGCCCCGGCCGGCGCCCACCGCCAUCCUGCACGAGGCCCCAAAGGCCAAGAGGAAGGCAGAGACCCUGGGCAGCAGGGCCCAGCUGUCGGGCCUGGUUGUGGUGAAGAAGACCAAGACUGAGACGGACGGGCGCUCGGGGCGGGGACCCGCACCCAGCCCAGGCGCCCCGGAGAGCGAGAAGACUGCAGACCCUGCAGCCCGAGCACCUGGCGCCUCCUCCCUGAGCCAGCUGGGCGCGUAUGGGGACAGUGGAGACAGCGAUGGCAGCGACUGAGCGCGCCACCCAGGCCGAGGGGCAUCACCGCUCUGCUUCAGCCAUGCCCGAGGCAGGAGGCCAGGGCCGGGCCUCCCCACGACGUGAGCCCUGAGCAGCAAGCACCAGCCUCGCCCAGGCCAAGUGCCCGCGGUGCUCCGGGGACUCGGCUUCUCUGCCGUCCGCAGCGGCUCGGCAGCACCCCAGCCCCAACUCCUUCCCACCUGACACGGGGUCCAAGGGUUGAGCCUCCUGCAGCAGGCCAGUUCCGCACGGCCUCCUGCCCACUUGCUGGACCGUCCUGGAGACGUCGGCCAUGUCCUGAGCCUGUUCUUCCCUACUUGGCUCCAUCCCUCCCCCACAAGACUGUCUAGAACCAAUAAAAGGGCCUAGCCUCACUGGCCAGGCACCCUUAGGAGGGGAUUUGGGCUGAGGCCUCAGCACCAAGCUGAGAGUUUGGGGCUUUGCAACCACAGUGCAGCAUUGUUUGUGCCAGAAUUCAGCCACUUAGUCUAUUUUCAUCUAUAACACAGUGCCUGAGGUUGGGUCCUUUAUAAAGAAAGAAGGUUUAUGUAGCUCACAGUUCCUGGAGAUUCCCAGGCAUGGUGCUGGUAUUGGCUGGGCUCUGGCAAGGGUGCCCUUGACUGCAUCACCUGGCAUGUGGCAUCGCGUGUGGCGGGAAUAUGUGCCAGAGGGAUAGGUCACACGGUGAGACAGGAAGCAGGGGUGGGGAGGGACAGGCUCACUCUUGUGACCCAGGUUUUCGAGAACUAACGGGUCCUGUGAGAAGACCUCAUUCCUUCCAAGGACAGCAGCCCUGUGACCAGCCACCUCCCUCUUCCCUGCCCGGGAAGCUUCCAGCACGUGAGCCACGUCCCUCCUGGGGACAUCGGGUGUCGCCGUUGUUCAGAGGCGCAGUGGUGGGCAGGCUUCCUCUUGAAUCAACGUGGGCACGUGUCCUCCCGGACCUACAGAAGUGAACCUGCGGCUGGAAGGAGGCGCUUGAGGGCCGCCGGGCGCCCGGGGUGGAGUGUGGGCCAGAGGCGGGGCGGCGGCACGCGGGCGCCCCAGGUUCACCCCGGCAGCACAGAGGGAGGAGAGAGAGGCCAAGUCCUGACCCCAGGGCCUGCCGGGGUCUCCUCCUCACCAAGCCAGGGCCUGGGCUCCCGGGCGGCCUCUGCAAGUGAGUGCCUGUGUGGCGAGGGAGGGACGGUCCCUGAGAGAGGGGGCACCAGGACUGGGGUGCAAAGCAGCGCUGCCAGAUUCUUCCUGGGAAACCGCCGCAGGACCAGCCGGGGCGCCCUAUGAGGCCCCGCUGACGGUGGCAGCUGGUGACGGUCAGCGGGUGGGGCAGUGUCAGGCUGGCAGCUGAACGUGGCCAUGGAGGGCAGGACCUGCCAGUGAGCUGAGAUUCCAGUGGCUCCCGCCCCGGCCGCCUCCCUAGACCUGGCUUGGAACCAGCCUCCUGCUUGGUUCUCCUGUUGUUCUGGCUCUGAGGGGUUGUACUGGGGCGCUCCACCACCGAGCCACAUCCUCAGCCCUUUUUGAAAUUUUUAGUUUGAGACAGGGUCUCGCCAAGUUGCCGAGAUUCUCACUAAGCUGGUGAGGCUGGCCUCAAAUUUGCGAUCCUCCUAUCUCAGCCUCCUGAGUUGCUGGGAUUGUAGAUGUGCGCCUGGCUUCUCUGGUUUCUUUUGAUUUAUUCACUUGGACUGUUUCUUAAACUUCCAUCAUCCCCAGCUACCUUAACUUUUGCCAAGUUCAUCUGUUACCAUUAUUUAUCUAACAGCAUUAGAUUUUAGCCUGACCAUAUUCUAAACUACAAAAUUUUAAAAAAUAGAAACAACACAUAUAAAAAUGUAGUAUAAUGGAAUUAAUAUAAACAUAAAAAGGAUUUUGUACAAUGUAUUUUUAUCAUAUUAGGUACAAUAAUAAAAUAAAUCAAAUAAUUGCAACAACAAUCCAUAGGCAAAAUCUGGCCCUGGGUCUGUUGUGUUUUUGUUGCCAGGGACUGAACCCAGGGGCACUUGACCACUGAGCCACAUCCCAGCCCUUUUUUUUUUUCUUUUUCUUUUUAUGUUUUUUGCAUUUUUUUCUCACUGAGUUGCUUAGCACCUCACUAAUUUGCUGAGGCUGACUUUGAACUCCAAAUCCUCCUGCCUCAGCCUCCCGAGCUGCUGGGGAUUAUGGGUGUGGCCCCGGUGCCAGCUCCUUAGCCUGUUUUUAGAGUACUCCUGGCACACUACGUGCCCACUCGUGUGCUCACCAUUUCUGGCAGCUUUGGGCCACAGGGCUAGAGUUGAGAAAUUGCAAUGGAGACCCUGUGCCCCGAAAACCGGCAGAUAUUUUACUGUCAGGUCAGCCAGCUCCACAGUUCUCAGGGGCAGGAGUUCACAAGACACCCAGCCCUGUCCCUAGGCCCACACUCUUCCCGCAGCUCCCCAGCUGUUGCCACCUGAGGACAAGGCCCAGCCCUGCUCCUCCGCCAUAAGGUGAUGGCCAGGUUAAGCAGAGGAUUCGUUCAGAGAGCAGUUCCAGCAGCAGAGUUCCUGCAGGACCUGCCACUUGCGAGCCCUUGGGCUAAACGGCCUAUACAAACUCUCUCCCUUCUGGUUUGAGCCCUCCCACCCGCUCAAAUGUGUUUUUUGAGCACCUACUGAAUACCAGGUUCUGGUCUAGGCCCCCGGCCACAGCAGUGAAAACAGGCCCAGCCCCGCCGUAGAGUGACUCUCUUUUGGGAGACGGUGGUAAGAGAUCAAGCUGGGCACCUGUGCACCUGUCACCCCAGCCACCGGGGAGGCCCAGGCAGGAAGACGCCAAGUCCCAGGCCACCUGGGCAACUCAGUGAGGUCCUGUCUCAAAGUAUAAUAGAGAACUGCGGCAGCAUCCAGUGAGGACGUGUGGGGCCUCCAUCCCCAGUACUGCAAGUCAAACAAAUAAGGCAGAAACAAUAGAUAUUAAUGAAAUGCAAUAUGGCGAAUAACAAGUAUA
Molecule: messenger RNA, 4010 nt
Organism: Sciurus carolinensis (gray squirrel)
Lineage: Eukaryota; Metazoa; Chordata; Mammalia; Rodentia; Sciuridae
Gene: Yju2
Product: YJU2 splicing factor homolog
Exons: 8
Coding region: 96-1043 (315 amino acids)
Biological process (GO): mRNA splicing, via spliceosome
Cellular component (GO): U2-type catalytic step 1 spliceosome
Source: RefSeq, a predicted model, not a curated record